UUAUAUUUUAUGUAUUAUAUCAUACCACUGAUCUGAUCUCUAUUGUUCAUACAUAUUAUUCAUUUACAUUUGAUUAUUAGACUUCAGUUUCAGAUAUUUUAUACAAUAUUACUUUAUUGUUUAUUUGAAUGUUAGCGUUGAUUUGGAUUAUUAAAUUUUUCUGAUUAUAUGUUUCUGAGUUAGAGUUGAAUUUGGAUAAUAUGAUUAAGAGAAAGAGAGACGACUCUCCCGACGUUGAUUCAGAAUCUGAAUAUCCUAAUGCUGGACUUAGUAAUUUAACUAAAUCAUUCAAUAAUGGACAGUUGACAGAUGACUUUCAGUUAUUGUCAAAGUAUUUCCCAUUUCUGAAGAAACAUAUGACACUAAACCUGAGAUGGAAGCCGUUUAUGCCAAAAUCAUUAACAUAUCAUUAUGACUUUAAUCACCCGGACGCAGUAUAUCACUUAUCAAAAGCUAUUUUAAAGCAUAACUAUGGGUUAGAGUUGUAUUUACCCUGUUCCUGUGAAGAAGAUUCAUGUAACGAGAAUAAGGACUUGGAAGUGUUAAACCAGCACUUUAGAGAUUUGAACGGGAGUUCAGAUCUUGUUAGAUACUUGGCACCAUGCGUACCUAACAGACUCAGUUACAUUAAAGCCGCAUCUUCACUAUUUAGCUUAAAGAAUAAUGAGCCAUAUAUAUUCGAUGUUGAGGACUUUAACUUGCCUUCAGAUGAUUAUCUCAAGGGCAGUAAUAUUAUUGUACUGGAUAUCGGAACAGGAGCAAGUUGUAUUUACCCUCUCAUCGGGGCUCGUGAAAAUUCCUGGAAUUUCAUAGGAACUGACAUUGACAAUUUGACACUUGAGAUGGCGAGGAAAAAUGUUGAAGUAAAUCAUUUGGAGGAAAGUAUUAGUCUAAGAUUACAAAGAACGCCAACACGUAUCUUUAAUGGUGUAUUGUAUUCCCAUGAGUUAUUUGCACUAACAGUUUGUAAUCCGCCAUUUCACGCACGUUUGGACAUGACUAACCUUAAUCCACGCACAUCCCCAACUGGAACUGAGCGGGAACUUGUAUUUGGAGUUCCAGAUGAUGCAAAUAUGGUAUUGGAACAGACAUAUUUAGAUAGUAUUGACCAAGUUGGAGGAACCUGUACAUCAGUUUCUGGCCAGCUUAAGUGUGCUCUAUCAGAGAUGAAACAGGGAGAUUUGGCGUUUAUAGAGAUAAUGAUACAGGAAAGUAAGUUAUACUGCAAUAAUGCUGUUUGGUUUACAACCUUAAUCCCGAGAAUGACAACGCUGAAAAAAAUUAAAAAUUUGAUCCACAGGGAGAUGAGACAUUAUAUCUUGAAUCAUUUGCAACAGGCCGAGUUCCUAGACUCGAAAAUAAACCACAUGUACUACGAAGGCUCAAGGUUCAAGUUCGCAACUAAACCUGAAGCUCAAGUUGACGUGUCCAAUGUGCACAUUUGUGAAUUCAGGAAAUUCACACUUAAAAAUGGGAAUCAAACGAGAUGGGUAGUUGCGUGGACCUUUUAUAACUCGCAACAAAGAUUGCAAAUCAUCAACAACCUCACCAAAUUAUCCUUACAAACAUAAUGUAGUAUAUUGUUAA
Messenger RNA from Theileria parva strain Muguga, 1587 nucleotides. RefSeq lists its product as uncharacterized. Gene Ontology annotation, molecular function: 23S rRNA (adenine(1618)-N(6))-methyltransferase activity. The record is from RefSeq and is a predicted model, not a curated record. NCBI's taxonomy places the organism in Eukaryota, Apicomplexa, Aconoidasida, Piroplasmida, Theileriidae. Gene Ontology annotation, biological process: rRNA base methylation. Gene Ontology annotation, cellular component: nucleus. Bases 201 to 1571 code for a protein of 456 amino acids. The transcript has 2 exons.